AUGGAAAAGAGAUGCACCACAAUUAGAAGUAAUAAAUAUGUACUAAGCACUAUAUUAACAAAAAAAUAUAUUAUGGCACUGUUAUUACUUAUUCAGACAGCAUAUUCUCAUGUAGGAAUGUCAGAUGCAAAAGAGAUAGAUAAAAUGAUGUUAGGAAGCAAGAAUAAUAUAGCUAUAAACAGCAAUGGAGAUCUUUCUUCAAUAAAAGGAUACAUCUUACAUAAGUGUGGAUAUAUGCAAAAUCUAAGAUAUUACUUAUCGUAUAUAAUAGAGAUAGAGCCCGACUAUAUUGAAACGAAUACUACAACGCUUAAUAGAUGCACUCGGUAUUUACUAAAUUACAUAUACAAUUGCCCAGAAAGGUGCACAUAUCUAAGAGAAUUCAAUCAACAGCUAAUAAAUAUGUUCCCUUCAGAAAAAGGGCGUCUGUCCAUUGAGUCAGAGAGUUAUGACUCAUUUACUCGAUUUCUACGAGAGUGUAAAAACAAAUUGGAUGGUCUAUAUGUCUUAGCUUCUUUAUUUCUGCUCUCAGAAGGAGUAAAAAUGCCCAUUGAAAUAGUAAAUGGCCAUGACAAAAAAAAUAGUUUGAUUCUAAAGAAGAACGGAGAAUUUGGCUUCCGUAUUAACUUGCCUAUGAACAUAAUGAGCACAAGUGGAAACCUUGUCUACCAGCAGAAAACAGAAGACAUAGUGAACUUCUUCAAAAAUAGUGAAGAAGGAGAUUCUCUAAAAGUGCCGUGUAAUUUUUUAUUCCAUUACAGCUAUUAUGAGCUCUCAAAAGGAAACUUUCUCUUCGGCCCAAGGUUCCUUAUUCAGUCGUAUUUCUUUGAGUAUAUAGACACCGUAGAUAUGUAUAAGGAUUUUGUGGGUAUUGUUUAUGAAUUAAUUAAUGAACAAAUGCCAAUAAAUAUGCACUAUCCCAGCACAAAAGCCGAGAAAAAGGUAAUAAAUGCCUUUUACUGGAUUUUCAUAGAAAAAAGAAAUUCUUGGCGCAUAAAAACUCCUUAUUAUGUUGAAGAAAUCCUUAAAAUUGAGAACAUGUGGAAUAACACAGGCUCACAAACACCAUCUCUGCAUAAGGAAGUGCGGCCUAUGCACUCUCCUGCUCCUUCAUACAUUCGAAGAAAAGACAGAAAUGGUAUGACUGAGGACAACUAUAUUGAGAAAGUUCUUUUUGACCUGUUUGUUUGCUUUACUUUCAACCAGUAUAUCAAUAAGCACAGCACAAGCCACCUACCCAGUCCAUCCAGUCAGUUAAAAUUAUUUUUUGAUAAAAACAUACAUAAAAUACAAAAUGAAACCCCCACUCUGCACAGUGAAUGGUGCGAGGCUGUGGAUGCUCUGUCUAGUAAAGGUAUUUUUUAUACAGACAGCAAGAAACAAAUUGAGUUUGGAUUGCUAAACAUGCUAUUUUUCAUAGAAGAGCUUGCGGGCACCAACCAAGAACUAAGAAAUUCAAUUGCCUGUCUAUUAAUUAUAAUUAAUAGGAAACACAUAGAAAAGUCAGAUCAGACAGAAAUACAGAAUAAUUUAAAAAAUGUAUUUAAAUCUCUCUCUUUGAAUAAAAGUAUAGAGGUGGAGUGCAAAAAUCUUAAAUUAGAAAAAACUGAAAGUGGUAAACUAGAAAUAUUCACCGAGUGUAACACCCCCAUUGUGAUCACAUACAGUGAGUAUCCUUUUCAUAGCUACCGAUGUCUUGAAAUAGAAGUGCCCCACAUCACUUCUAAUUUUGUGCCUGCUUCAAGUGAUAACAGAGAUAUAUUUGACAUUAAAUACAUUGGGUCCGAGUUAUGGGAUAUUAUAACUCCUGAAAAGUCGCCAGAUGGUGAUGCCAAAUGGCAUAUUGAACAAUACAUAGAUAUUGAACAUGAUAAAAUUGCGCAUGCAAUAGACAGAGAAUAUAAUUUUAUAAAUAAAAUAGUAUAUUCUUUGCAUGAUGGAUACAACGGCAUUCCUAAUAGCUUAAUGCUUUGGGGGAGUCUGGAUUGCAUAAUGUACAAGGCUAAAAUUGUUGAAGUGUUUUUAAUUCACUCUAGUUAUGAAACUUUGAGUAUUACUAACCCUAUGGUGCAGUUUACAUCUAAACUUAUAGACAGUGUGCCACUAGAUGACCCGAGAGUAAGGAAGAUUAUGCUGCGCGGAUGUCUAUACAAUAAGAAUUUCGGGCUAUAUUACCCACAGAUUAAGUAUGAUGUAGAAGAAAUAUUAGAGCCAUACAUGGGAGUUACCUGCGUGCUAGGCAGUAUGGCAUUAAUUAAGCCCUUGUUUUCUUCUGAUAUACACCAUAAGGCGAUUGCAAACUCUUUUGUAUCUUUUGCCAACUUUCUUAAGAAGCAUAGAAGUAGUAGGGAAAGAUAUAUCAUCUUUGGGUCUAAUGACCUAUGCAGAAAGAUAAUUAAAGAAAAUUUGCGCUAUACAAUAAAAGAAGAAGAUAUGAAAUUCAUUCUAAACUCAAUACAAACAAAUACAGAUGUAACUGGUGAUUACUGCGCAGACAAUAUUUUUAUGGCGUGGCUUUUUCAUAUUGGAUCCUUAGAUGAAGAUAUACCCGUAAAAAUCACUAGGGCUGUUUAUGGCUAUAUAAAGUGUAAAAAUCUAACAGAAAAUAUCAAAAUUCUUUUACGGGCUGAGUGUAUUAAUUCUACAGUAAAGAAUGUUUUAAGUCUACUAAUACGCAAAAAAUCAAAAUUACUUGAGAGUGAUGAGCAUUUAUUUGGGGUGAUAGAAAAGUAUCAGAAGAUACUAGAUUUUGCCAAGAAGUUAAGUUCAUCUGAUUAG
Nematocida parisii ERTm1 is the source of this 2778-nucleotide messenger RNA. RefSeq lists its product as uncharacterized. The transcript has a single exon. Lineage: Eukaryota; Fungi; Microsporidia. Bases 1 to 2778 code for a protein of 925 amino acids. The record is from RefSeq and is a predicted model, not a curated record.